AUGGACGUGGUUGAAAAGGCCAAUGCGCAGAGGCAAAAGAAAUGGGCGAAGGUAGGCAAGGUUGGCGAGGGGAUGUAUGCGGUGGUGUACCGCGGUCGCGAGGUUGAAACGGGACGCCAGGUUGCGGUCAAGAAGAUCAAGGUCGGCCAACUUAAAGAUGGUCUUGACAUGUCCGCCAUUCGUGAAGUGAAAUUCUUGCGAGAGUUGAAGCACCAGAAUAUCAUAGAGUUACUGGAUGUCUACUCUUCGAAAACGAAUCUCAAUCUCGUCCUUGAAUUCCUUGACUCAGAUCUGGAAAUGGUCAUAAAGGACCGGACGCUGGUUUUUCUACCCGCCGACAUCAAGAGUUGGAUGGCCAUGACAUUCCGGGGUCUCGAAUUCUGUCAUAGAAAUUGGAUCCUUCACCGGGAUUUGAAACCGAAUAACUUGUUGAUCUCCUCUACCGGUCUGCUCAAGAUAGCAGAUUUUGGUCUCGCGCGCGACUUCGCAGACCCGGGCUAUAAAAUGACAUGCCAAGUUAUUACACGUUGGUAUCGGCCGCCAGAGCUCCUCUUUGGGUGCAGAUACUACAGCUCUGCUGUGGACAUCUGGUCCGUUGGAUGUAUCUUCGCAGAGCUUAUGUUACGCACGCCCUACCUCCCCGGUGAAAGCGAUAUGGAUCAACUCAAGACUAUCUUCCGCGCUCUCGGCACACCAACCGAAGAAGACUGGGUAGGCCACACGAAACUCCCCGACUACGUUCCCGUAGGCCAAUUCCCCAAGACGCCCCUUCGUGACCUGUUCACGGCUGCUUCGGCCGACGCGCUGAACCUCCUCUCGAAAUGCUUGACAUACGAACCGCGAAAGCGGAUAUCCGCACGCGACGCACUGCACCACGCAUAUUUCUUCGCGCUACCGAAUCCUUCACACCCGUCCAAGCUCCCCAAAUGCACGACUUCAGCUCAGCUAGCGUCGAAACCUCUAGAUGAUGUUGACGGUAACUCAGAGGCCAAGGCCGCGCCAUCGAAUCGGUUAAAGCGCAAGCUGACCGGUCCCGACCAAGGCGGCCGCUCCAUUGCACGAAAAUUAGACUUCACCAAACAAUCAGUGGGGUCACCAGGAUCUGUAUUUUAG
This is a messenger RNA of Pleurotus ostreatus (oyster mushroom), 1113 nucleotides long. RefSeq names its product TFIIH complex serine/threonine-protein kinase subunit kin28 (gene KIN28). NCBI's taxonomy places the organism in Eukaryota, Fungi, Basidiomycota, Agaricomycetes, Agaricales, Pleurotaceae. The record is from RefSeq and is a predicted model, not a curated record. Bases 1 to 1113 code for a protein of 370 amino acids. The transcript is spliced from 6 exons. Gene Ontology annotation, biological process: positive regulation of transcription by RNA polymerase II; protein phosphorylation. Gene Ontology annotation, molecular function: ATP binding; cyclin-dependent protein serine/threonine kinase activity; RNA polymerase II CTD heptapeptide repeat kinase activity. Gene Ontology annotation, cellular component: nucleus; transcription factor TFIIK complex; cytoplasm.